Molecule: messenger RNA, 750 nt
Organism: Arctia plantaginis
Lineage: Eukaryota; Metazoa; Arthropoda; Insecta; Lepidoptera; Erebidae
Source: the annotation of a GenBank genome assembly
AUGCUUAUGGGCAAAACAGAGAGUUUCAUUGAAGACUCGUCGAGAAUUAAAAUUUCCGUCGAACAAAGGACACUCUUAAGGAAAUUGCAAAAUUUCCAAGAACCGAAAACUGAAGCAAAGGCUUUGACUUGGAACGAAAUGUUGGCAGACGCAUUAGUGAACAAAAUAAAAAUAUUCUCCUCCAGCAAAGUGGAUGAAAAUGAUAUCAUUAAAGAAUACAAUGAAGCAUCCAAAACUAAUAAAGUUCUCACUAAUUAUUUUAGUGAAGUGUUGCUAUUAUACAAGAAUUGUAUCUACGAUAAAUUCAGAACGACGUACGAAGAACCAGAUUACCACUAUACAGACACAACUCAAGAACCAGAUGUUAAUUCUUAUUCUACUCCAAGUGAAGAUGAUAGUCCAAAAAGUGAAAUAGAAAUCAUAGAACCGUUAUAUCAUGGAAAAUUACAAGAAAUUGAUUCUACAGAACAUGAUGCGAAGGUUGAAUGCCCUGAAGGAAGUAUUGUGGAUGAAAAAGGGAAUUGUAUUGAAGGAAUAUCUAAAUUAUUGAUUACUAUUCCGAAUCAGUGUCCGAGUGGAUAUCGACCGGACAGACUUGGAAACUGCAGAAAGGACCAACUAAUGAUGAUAAGAGAAGAAUAUGAGUUAUCAUCAGCUAAAACGACAGCUCAAGAACGAGUUAAUAGCAAGGUAACAUCGAGCUCGAACCGACCUAAAGACGACACAGCGUCCCGUCAUCGAAGAUUAUAG